UUCUAGACAGUCAUCUCUGUCAGAGAAGAAGAUACCUGAGCCUUCACCUUUAGCAAAGAGAAAAGCCUAUGAGAAAACAAUGGAAAAGACAAAGGCAAAAGAACAAAAACAGUCUGAUGAAAGUGAUUCCUCUCUGUCGGAGGUACACAGGGGGAUAAUUAACCCAUUCCCUGCUUCAAAAUGCAUUAGAUCGUCUCUGCUUCAGUGUAUUUAUACAGCUGAAGGACAUACUAAGGCUGUGCUUUGUGUUGAUGCAACAGAUGAUCUUCUCUUCACUGGAUCUAAAGAUCGUACAUGUAAAGUCUGGAAUCUGGUAACUGGACAAGAGAUUAUGUCUCUGGGGGGUCAUCCAAAUAAUGUUGUUUCUAUAAAAUAUUGCAACUAUACUAGCCUGGUCUUCACAGUCUCGACCUCCUAUAUCAAGGUGUGGGACAUCAGAGAUUCUGCUAAGUGUGUUCGAACAUUGACGUCUUCGGGCCAGGCGAUGCCUGGUGAUGUGUGUUCAGGAAGUACUAAUAGAACAGUCACUAUCCCAGCUGGAGAAAACCAGAUCAAUCAGAUUGCACUCAAUCCAACUGGCACAUUCCUCUAUGCAGCUGCUGGAAACUCAGUGAGGAUGUGGGACCUGAAAAGAUUUCAGUCUACAGGAAAGCUAACUGGUCACCAGGGUCCUGUUAUGUGCCUUACUGUAGAUCGAAUUUCCAACGGACAAGAUCUUAUUAUCACUGGUUCAAAGGAUCAUUAUAUAAAGAUGUUCGAUGUGACUGAAGGGGCUCUUGGAAGUGUAAGUCCUACACACAAUUUUGAACCUCCUCAUUAUGAUGGCAUUGAAGCACUUGCUAUUAUGGGAGACAACCUUUUUAGUGGAUCCAGAGAUAAUGGAAUUAAGAAAUGGGAUUUGGCUCAAAAAGACCUUCUUCAGCAAGUUCCUAAUGCUCAUAAAGACUGGGUGUGUGCUCUCGGCCUGGUACCUGGAGCUCCAGUUCUGCUCAGUGGCUGCAGAGGAGGCACCCUCAAGCUCUGGAACGUGGAUACCUUUGCACCCAUUGGGGAAAUGAAGGGACAUGACAGCCCUAUAAAUGCAAUCUGCACCAACUCCAGCCAGAUUUUCACAGCAGCAGA
Antrostomus carolinensis (chuck-will's-widow) is the source of this 1122-nucleotide messenger RNA. RefSeq names its product kinesin-like protein KIF21A. The annotation marks the transcript as partial. Gene Ontology annotation, biological process: ribosomal large subunit assembly; Notch signaling pathway. The record is from RefSeq and is a predicted model, not a curated record. The transcript has 8 exons. Gene Ontology annotation, cellular component: nucleolus. NCBI's taxonomy places the organism in Eukaryota, Metazoa, Chordata, Aves, Caprimulgiformes, Caprimulgidae. Gene Ontology annotation, molecular function: protein binding.